AUGGACAAUGCCAUGUGCUUCAAAUCUGAGGAGUUCACAGAAUUUUGUAAAUCAUACGGGAUAAACAUCUCAUAUGCAUCUCCAUACCAUCCACAAGGAAAUGGGCAAGCUGAGUCCAACAACAAGAAUAUCAUGAAGAUCAUCAAGAGAACACUUGGGAAAACCAAGAGAGCUUGGGAUUCAAAGUUAAAAAUGGCACUAUGGGCGGAUAUGAUCAUUGUUAAUAAGACUAUAGGAACAUAUCCUUUUGAGCUGGUAUAUGGAUGUAAAAAAAGGAUGCCAAUAAACAAUCUACUGCCUGUGUGCAAGUUCAUACAUGAAAACAACCCAAAAAUGUUAGAUCUGCUGGAAGAAAGAAUGGAGACGCUUGCAGAAUUGGAUGAAAGCAGUGAAGAUGCUCAUAGGAAGAAACUGAAGUUGCAAAAAAAAGGUAAGUACCUAUUUGACAAAAAAGCAUCAGAGAGAAAAUUUAAAAUUAAUGAUUUGGUACUGCUUUGGAAUGCUAAAGCCCAGGAUAAAGGCAAGCAUGGAAAAAUUGAAGCCUUGUGGCUAGGGCCAUUUGUUGUUGCAUAG
Molecule: messenger RNA, 573 nt
Organism: Cryptomeria japonica (Japanese cedar)
Lineage: Eukaryota; Viridiplantae; Streptophyta; Pinopsida; Cupressales; Cupressaceae
Exons: 1
Coding region: 1-573 (190 amino acids)
Biological process (GO): DNA integration
Molecular function (GO): nucleic acid binding
Source: RefSeq, a predicted model, not a curated record